AAAUGGGCCAUAAGCUAGAAAAAUGUACUCAGAUUUGAAAGCUCCCAUGUCGGCUGUAAAGACUUGACAACAGCAAGCCAGCAACAGCAUACUUUAGCAGUAUUCUUUUCGUAUACCUGCUUCUUCUGCAUACUUGUGCGUUUCCCUGAAACUGCAACAAAGUUAGAACACCCACAAAAGCAAAGAGAAAAGAUGAAAGAAAGAAGGCUAAAGUUGAUUCCCAUGCAGUUCUCAGCCUCUAAACAACCAUACUGGAGAUGGGUUUUCUUCUUUGUAAUCCAUUUGUUGUUCUCCAGCUCCUUCUCUGAUCCAAGGAUCUCGAACGCUGGCCUUUUCUGUGGCCAUUCCAGGGCACCAAAUGGGACCAACUUAAUUCCAAACUUUGUUGAAGAGAUGCGAGGCUUGUCCCAAGCAAUCAACAAUAGCCACUUUGCUUCUUACCACCUCAACUCUACAACUCCAAUUUAUGCAUUGGCUCAGUGCCAUCAAGACCUCUCACAAACUGAUUGCCUUCUUUGCUAUGCAGCCUCAAGGACUACGCUUCCACGUUGCCUUCCUUCUAUCUCAGGUCGAAUCUUUCUUGAUGGCUGCUUCUUGCGUUACGAUAAUUACAGCUUUUAUCAAGAGUCUGUCUCAUCUAGUUUGGAUAAUGUCAGUUGCAGCCCUGAUAACGUAACAGUGUUUGGUGGAGAUAGUAAGGAGGUGAAUUUAUUUGGUAGGAGUGUUGAUUAUGCAGUUGGGAAUGUGACUAGGAUUGCUUUGAGAAAUGGAGGAUUUGGGACAGUGGGGAUGGAUGGUGUGUAUGCAUUGGCACAGUGUUGGAAGAGUGUCCCGGCUGAAGGGUGCAGAGAGUGCCUGGAGAAGGCGGCAAAGGCGGUGACAGGCUGCGUGCCAAAGGAGGAAGGAAGAGGGAUGAAUACUGGGUGUUAUUUAAGGUACUCGACCAAUAAGUUUUAUAGUAAAGAGGGAGAAGCAGAGCAUGAUCUUGGGACUUCAGAAAUUGCAGUCAUAAUAGCAAUUGUCUCAUCAAUUGCUGCAUUCUUGAUGGUCUCUCUUUCAGCAGCUUACGCUACUUAUGCAAGAUUGUCAAAGAGGAAAGAAGAGCUCAAAAAUCUCGGCCAGAUUUCCAAAAGCUUUGACAAAUCAGGUUUGAAGUUCAAGUAUGAAACCCUUGAGAAGGCAACGGAUUUCUUUAGUCUUUCAAGGAAGCUAGGCCAAGGAGGAACUGGUUCUGUAUUCAUGGGGAUUCUUCCAAAUGGGAAGACUGUAGCUGUGAAGAGAUUGAUAUACAAUACCAGGCAAUGGGUAGAUGACUUUUUUAAUGAGGUAAACUUAAUCAGCAGAAUUCAACACAAGAAUCUGGUGAAGCUUCUGGGUUGUAGCAUUGAGGGCCCUGAGAGUCUCCUGGUUUAUGAGUAUGUACCAAACAAGAGCCUCGAUCAGUUCAUUUUUGAUGAGAAGAAAGCAAGCCUUGUAAAUUGGAAGCAGCGCUUUGAUAUCAUUGUUGGAAUAGCUGAGGGGCUAGCACAUCUUCAUGGAGGAGGGUCUCACAUAAGGAUAAUCCACAGGGACAUUAAAAGCAGCAAUGUUCUUUUAGAUGAGAAUCUCGACCCAAAGAUUGCUGAUUUUGGACUCGUACGAUGUUUAGCUACAGACAAGAGUCAUCUUAGCACUGGGGUUGCUGGAACACUUGGAUACAUGGCUCCAGAGUACCUUGUUCGAGGACAACUCACAGAGAAAGCAGAUGUUUACAGUUUUGGGGUGCUAGUUCUUGAGAUUGCAUGUGGUAAAAGGAACACCACCUUCACAAAGGACCCUGGUUCCCUUCUACAAACAGUUUGGACACUUUACAGAUCAAAUAGAUUGGCUGAAGCUGUGGACUCUAGCCUAAAAGAUGAUACUUCAGCAAAAGAAGCCCCCGAUGUGCUUCAAAUUGGACUAUUGUGCACACAAGCUUCAGUUCCCUUAAGACCAUCAAUGGCACAAGUAGUUCAGAUGCUGACAGAUAAAGAUUGUGAAAUUCCUUCACCCAACCAGCCUCCUUUCUUAAAUGCUAGUGUGCUAGAUCCAACAAGCUCUACAAGGUCCUACAGCACGGACAGUUCCAUAACAAAUGCAGUGAGAAAAAUUCAAGACUCAGGUACAUCCUCCGAGCCUUCUAGGACUCACAGUUCAGAUGAGGCAUCAAGAAGCCAAUGAUUAAUGCAGAAGCCGGUUGAAAUCCCAGGACUAAUCAAGUCAUGGAGGGUUUAGGGGAAGGUCUCUGGCAUAAUUCUUUUGUGGUACAAAGCAGCAAUGCCCAUUGAAGUUACAAUCAGCCGACAGUCAACAAACGCGGCAACAUGGUAGGAGACAAAACAUUAAGCAAUGACUGUAGAUAUCUAUAUAUAGGCAUAUCAAUUUUUCCGCAGAGCUUGUGAGACCAUAGCUUUGAACUUUAGGUUUCUUGUUUAAUAUAUUUUUUUGACUUCUUCUCACGCAAAAAUAUUCUUUGAGGAAUCCAAAAGUUAAAAGUUUUAA
Molecule: messenger RNA, 2520 nt
Organism: Theobroma umbraticum
Lineage: Eukaryota; Viridiplantae; Streptophyta; Magnoliopsida; Malvales; Malvaceae
Gene: CRK42
Product: cysteine-rich RLK (RECEPTOR-like protein kinase) 42
Biological process (GO): protein phosphorylation
Molecular function (GO): protein kinase activity; ATP binding
Source: RefSeq, a predicted model, not a curated record